Messenger RNA from Mercenaria mercenaria, 4035 nucleotides. Its product is annotated as interferon-induced protein 44-like. The transcript is spliced from 7 exons. The record is from RefSeq and is a predicted model, not a curated record. Bases 2123 to 3559 code for a protein of 478 amino acids. Lineage: Eukaryota; Metazoa; Mollusca; Bivalvia; Venerida; Veneridae.
CUGAGAAUCUGCAACGUUUAGCACAAUAGAGACCGUUGUCUCAAAGUUGAUGAUUUUGAUGAAUUUUCAUGUACCUUUUUUGACAAAUUAAUCAGACAUGACACAGAAUGCAUGAAUGUUUUUAUUAUGUAAUCUUUCACAGCACAUUAUAUGUUCUGUUUACAAAAGGCCACUAUACCGUUUAAAAUUGAAAACAUUGUGUAAAAGGUCUUAACAGGACAACUUCAAAGACUUGAAAGUGGUAAUUUUACAGUUGUUAUGCUGAACUCUUUUCUUUGAACAGUUUGUGUUGACUCCAUUAUUUUCGUUAUAUGUCUGUCUGUGUUUACACUUGUGAUGUAUUCUUUGUUUUCAGACAUUUUAUAUCGUUCCGUUGAAUGUGUUUGUGAACUGUUAUCAUUGUCAAUUUUACGCGCAUACAAUAUGUUAGGCAGAAUGCAAUAAGAGGGCUUGGUACAUUGUACCCAUUUAUAGAAAGAAGUAUAAUAGAAUUAACGCUGUUUUUGUUGUCAACGAUUGACGCAGAUUCUCUGCUUUUAACCGUGGCAUUCGGGAUUCAGUAAAGUGGGAAGAAAUCAAUGUCUUCGUCUGUUUGUUGUAUAGUCGUUUUAACUGUAGUACAAGGCGAAAAGAUGAUUUUGUAUCCAUGUUCCAGAUAAACUUAUUCACGUAAUAACAGGAUGUACAAAGACACAAUUUGACAGAGAAGCAUGUACAGGAGACCGAUGUCUGCAAAGAAUAUGUAGUGCAGAUUGGUUUUGUUUAAAUUUAAUACUGCAAAGAAAUGUCUGCAUUUUUAACUCAUCUGAGCACGAAGUGCUCAAAUGUGAGCUUUUGUGAUCGCCCUGUGUCCGUCGUCCGUCCGUCAUCCGUCCGUCGUCAGUCGUCAACAAUCUGACUGUUAACACUCUAGAGGUCACAAUUUUGGCCCAAUCUAAAGGACUUCAUUCACAAACAAAACCCGCCCGCCGAGCUCAUUAGGGCGUUUUGAUAUACGGAUUGGAGGGUCGUAAGUCCGAUCCCCGGAAGGGCCAUAUGUUCUCCGUGACGAUUUGAUAAAAGACAAUGUGCCUGAAAGCAUGCAUCCUCGACCUCUGAUUCAUGUGGGGAAGCUGACCGUUACUUUCGGAGAACAUGUUAUACUGGUGCAGAAUAUAGGAACACUGGUUAGCUUAACUGUCCGCCGUUUCAUAACUGAAAUACUGAUAAAAUACGGUGUUCAACCCAAAACAAAUUGACAAACAGUGUAAUGACAAUCUGUUAUGAAGUCGUAUGUUGGCAAACUGGAAUUGGUUACGCCUUUAGAACCACGUGGCGCAUUUUUCGGAGGUCGAACAGAGGCCUGAUGCUUCUGUCGAUGAAGACAUUAGUAUGACGUGACAUCGCCCUAUCCAUGAGUAAAUGAAACGGGGAAAAUUCCAUUAGGUCAUCAUGAAAUUAUCACAGAAAACCUUAAAAAAUUAGAGGACUACGAGAGUCUGGUAAAGUGCAAAGUUCUUCCACAAAAAAGUCUUUUCCGCCCUGCUCUGCUUAGUAAAAUGAAUGGUAAGCUGUUGUUUCACCUAUGUUGCUAAACAAUAAUCACCUCGCACACAUGCUAAAGAAGAGAGAAGUUUUUUAGGUACCUGUUAGCCAUACUUAUUUGGCUGAUCGGGAUCUGUUAUUUUAUAGUUGUCAUCCCUAUAACGGGACAGUGACAGUCAAAAGUUACCACGCUGUCCCAAUUGGACUAGGUACCUGUGUAACAAAUGAGGUCAAACAAACACGUAAAAAAUGGAAUAAAGUUGUCAAACUGCACAAACCAGUAAGAAGCACUGGGUGUUCAAAUCGCACCUAACAGGGAUCAUACUCAAACCUAACUAGCCCUACGUGUUGACCAUUUUUAUGCCCUAAAGAGAUGAUCUAAGGCCAUGGUGAGCUUCCCGUCAAUAUGGCGGCGCUAAUGUCAAAUCCAUGUCUAUUCAUCUGUUUCCUCACGCGAAGGGGUAAGUUGCUUUAACUUUCACAGGGUCACGUUUUAGUGCGCACGUGUGCCCUUUGAUAUUCAACAGAUAUCGCGGGACGUUUGUAGGUUGGUACUUUCGUUUUCGGAAUAGAGAAUAAAGGGGUCAAGCAGUGAACAAUGACGGAAGGAAAACUCUCGGAGAAAGAUAUGGAUCAGCUGGAAAAAUGGAUUGGAACGGGUCCUAAAAUAUUUACGCUUCGGUAUGCUAUCACACGAGAUGGAUGUGAUCCUACAGUCUUCCAUAAGAAAUGUGACAACCAGGGUCCUACUGUAACAGUGCUAUAUAAUCAACAAGGCUCCGUGUACGGUGGUUAUACAAGCGUCAGUUGGCAGUCAAUGAGCGGCAUUUACGUCAGAGAUGAUAAAGCUUUUUUAUAUCAGCUGAGAUAUAAUGGAAGUGACAGGCAAAAUAUAUUUCAUGUUAAAAUCCCCGAUAGAGCUGUUAUACACAGUAGCUCGUGUGCACCAAUAUUCGGUUCGUCUUAUGACCUUCAAACAUUUAACGUUAAGAUAAACAAAUCCGGUACUGUCUUUCCUCUCAAUGGAACCAUGGGCAGUUUCGGAACCGUAUACAACAACAACGGAGUGAGACCUGACCGAGUAAACAACGGUUCGAUGGACGUCACUGAACUAGAAGUAUACAGUGUAGCAGAUGGCCAAAGAAGAAAAACCUUACAGGAAGAAAAAACACCAUGGCGAAAAACUAAAGACUGGAACGAAAAGUACUUAGAUGAACUCAAAGAGGAGAUUGUUACAUUUAAACCAGUCCAAGACCUACAGAUCAGCGAGGCCCGAAUUUUGAUGCUAGGUCCGGUGGGUGCUGGCAAAUCCAGUUUCUACAACACUAUAGAUUCAAUAUACCGUGGUCGAAUUACACAGCGAGCUUGCAGUGGUAGCGCAGAACAGAGCCUUUCCACUGCUUACAUACCAUAUACGGUGAAAGUAGGGUCAGGUGCCUCCUUGAACUUCCGUCUAUGUGAUACACGUGGUCUGGAAGAAUCCAUGGGUAUCGAUGUGCUAGAGUGUAACUAUCUUCUUGAUGGAAACGUACCAGCUUAUUACGAGUUUAAUCCUACAUCGCCAAUCAGUCCAGCGUCUCCAGGAUUCAAGUCUGAUCCCAGCACUAAUGACAUUGUCCAUUGUGCAGUAUUCGUGUUAGAUUCAACAACGCUCGAAGUGCUGUCUUCAAAGGUUGUUGAGAAAAUGAAGGGACUUCGUGGACUAAUGAAUCAAAAACGAAUACCACAGAUUAUUCUUUUAACAAAGAUAGACAAGCUCUGUAAAGAAGUAGAGAAAAACGUAUCUUGCGUAUAUCACAGCCCAACUGUCAAGCAAGCUGUAGAGAAAGCAUCGCAAAUUCUUGGUCUUCCACGAGCUCACGUACUUCCUGUGAAGAAUUACGAGGACGAGGCUGAGUUGGACGACAACAUUGACAUUUUAGCUUUGUUGGCUCUUCGUAAGAUGCUGCAUUUUACCGAGGAUUUCAUGCAUAAUCUGAUUGACAAACGAAAUGAUGUGCAAGUCGAGAUGAAAAAAUUGAAGCUCGAAAACUGAGAAUCUGCAACGUUUAGCACAGUAGAGACCGUUAUCUCAAAGUUGAUGACUUUUCAUAUAUCUUUUUAUUGACAAGUUAAUCAGACAUGACACAGCCUGCAUAAAUGUUUUUAUGUAAUCUUUCACAACACAUUAUAUGUUCUGCUUACAAAAGGCCACUAUACCAUUUAAACUUGAAAGCAUGGUGUAAAAGGUCUUAACAGGACAACUUCAAAGACUUGAAAGUGGUUAUGCUAAAUUCUUUUCUUUUUUGAACAGUUUGUGUUGACCCCCAUUAUUUUCGUUAGAUGUCUGUCUGCGUUUACACUUGUGAUGUGUUCUUUGUUUUCAGUCAUUUUUAUAUCGUUCCGCUUAAUAUGUUUGUGAAUUGUUAUCAUUGUCAUCGAUUUUACGUGCAUAUGUUAGACCGAAUGCAAUAAGAGGGCUUAGUACUACUGUACCCGUUUGUAGAAAGAAGUAUAGUAGAAUUAACGCUG